Messenger RNA from Fundulus heteroclitus (mummichog), 3265 nucleotides. Its product is annotated as cytochrome P450 2J6. Lineage: Eukaryota; Metazoa; Chordata; Actinopteri; Cyprinodontiformes; Fundulidae. Bases 304 to 1806 code for a protein of 500 amino acids. Gene Ontology annotation, cellular component: intracellular membrane-bounded organelle; cytoplasm. The transcript is spliced from 9 exons. Gene Ontology annotation, molecular function: iron ion binding; oxidoreductase activity, acting on paired donors, with incorporation or reduction of molecular oxygen, reduced flavin or flavoprotein as one donor, and incorporation of one atom of oxygen; heme binding. The record is from RefSeq and is a predicted model, not a curated record. Gene Ontology annotation, biological process: xenobiotic metabolic process.
GCACAAAAUCCUAAUCCACUCCUUACAUAAACACCGCAUUUUUAUCCAUCAUUAAAAAAAAAAAAACAUUGAAAUUUGUCCAUUAGGUCAAUAAGUAUUUUACAAAUACUACAAAAUAGUCUGACGCAUUCAAUUUCUGUGUAAACUAUAGAGAUCAGAGUCCAGAUUAAUAAGUAAUUUAUUUCUCCUGAGACAACAUUAUAGACCGGUACCCUUACAGAAGUAACAGUGGUGACACAUUUCUUCUGCACAAUAUCAGCUGUUUUCCUUAAAAAAUAAGAACAUCCUGACCGAGCUGGCAGAAUGGAUUUGUUCUUUUCCAUAUUGGGUUUUCUUAUUGACUGGGAUUUGAAGAGUCUGCUACUGUUUGUGGUAAUUUUCAUAAUCACUUUAGAUUAUGUUAAAAACCGUCGACCAGCUGGCUUCCCUCCUGGACCCGGAGCUCUACCCAUUGUGGGCAACAUAUUCACGUGGGACCAAAACAGGCCACAUGAGAGGCUGAUGGAGUUAGCAAGGAUUUAUGGAGAUGUAUACAGCCUUAGAUUCGGUCAGAAAUGGUCAGUGGUGUUAAAUGGAUUCGAGGCUAUUAAAGAGGCUCUGGUUACGAAUGGAGACAGCAUGGUGGACCGCCCAGCACUUGCUAUGCAGGAAGACGUAUCCGAUGGACUAGGUGUCAUAAUGAGUAAUGGAAACAUCUGGAAGCAGCAGAGACGUUUUGCACUUUCAACCCUCAAAUACUUUGGGUUUGGGAAGAAGUCUCUUGAACCUAUCAUCUUGGAUGAAUUCACACAUUGUGCAGAGGAACUCAGAAGCCAUAAAGGGAAGCCUGUGAAUCCACAUCUGAUCAUCAACAACGCUGUCUCCAACAUCAUCUGCCACCUGGUCUUUGGUCAUCGCUUUGAGUACGGGGAUGCAAAGUUCAGGAAACUGAUGCUGCUGUUUGACAAGGCGCUCCAGAUUGAAGCAUCCACUUGGGCGCAGCUUUACAAUUCAUUUAGUCUGCUGAUGAGAUUGUUGCCAGGUCCACAUCAGACCGUCAAACGGAUCUGGAGCGAUGUGAAGGACUUCAUACGAGAAGAGCUGGACCAGCACAAGAAAAACUGGGAUCCCUCAGAACGCAGAGAUUACAUCGACUGUUACCUGCAGGAGAUUCAAACGAACAAGGAGCAGGAUGGCAACACGUUUGAUGAGGAAAACUUGAUCAUGUGUGUCCUGGAUCUGUUUGUGGCUGGCUCAGAAACCACCUCCACCACGCUGCGCUGGGCUUUUCUCUACAUGGCCAAAUAUCCUGAAAUUCAAGAGAAGGUCCAAGCAGAGAUAGACAGAGUGAUCGGACAGUCUAGACAGCCGUGUAUGGAGGAUCGGGCCAACCUUCCCUACACAGAUGCUGUAAUCCAUGAGAUCCUUAGGAUGGGAAACAUCGCCCCUCUUGCCUUACCUCACUCCACCAACAAGGAAGUCCAGCUGGGAGGCUACACCAUUCCAGCGGGAGUACUGAUAAUUCCAAAUUUGGCCUCAGUGCUGUUUGAUAAGAAAGAGUGGGAGUCACCCUCUACCUUUAACCCGGGACACUUCCUGAAUGACGAAGGCAAGUUUACUAGAAACGCAGCGUUCAUCCCCUUCUCUGCUGGAAAGCGUCUGUGUCUCGGAGAGAACCUGGCCAGGAUGGAACUGUUCCUAUUCUUCACGUCCCUCAUGCAGCACUUUUCUUUCUCAAUGCCGGCUGGACUAAAGGUUGUGAUGGAUUACCGUGCAGGAGUCACUUUGGCGCCAAAGCCAUAUGAAAUUUGCAUAAAGCCACGCUAAAAUAAGUUGUUUUUUAAUAACUUUAAAGGAAGCUUGGAAUAAAAGGUUUUCCUCCCCUAAACAUCCCUACAUGACUCAACUGAAGAGUAGAUGGUAGCUAAUUUCUGCUCUUUAAAUGCAUCCCAAUGGAUGCAUUUAAUGGGAUGAUCCCAUUAAUAAACAAUUUCAUGCAAUUGUAAGCACCGCUACAAAAUGACAAGUGUUGGUUUAGAGAGGUCCUACAGAAAAUCUACCAUCGGAGAGAAAUGUUUCAGAUGGUGUUGGAAGAGCAAUUGAGCCAUUUCCUAAUAAUUUGUUGUCCAUAUUCAACAAACAUGACAAAUGAUUGACAUUGAAUAUAUUUAAAAUGUUUCCUAUAUUUUAUUGCGAUGAAUGCAAAUUUAAACAGUUUUGGAAAAAUGCAGAGGAAGAAAAAGAAAAAAACAAGGCCCCAAGUUUAAAAAGUAGAUAUUUCAUUACAAUAUAGAUAACAACCCUUGUGGGUUUUUGUUUUUUUAAAGGAAACUCCUCCCUUUAAAAGGAACACAGCAGCAAAGAAAAGGUCUGCAUAGCUGCUGCACAUAAAACCCAACAGCUCAAUAAUAAUGUCUCUCUGGAAGAUGAGCCCAAUGUGGAGAUUUAUACCAAUAGAGGAGAGUAAUUGUUGGGUGUUUCUGGAUUUUAGUUUGCACUUGGUCUUCUGCAGAGUCAUUAUUCUGUUAAGUAUCAUUACUAUUAGUAGUUUUAUAUUUUUCUAUUAAUUAAAUAUUAUACGUUUUAUGAAAAUAAUGUUAUCAGACAAAUUGGAAAGUCAGGUAUAGGAAAUGGAUGGACUGAUGAAUGUAUUCACUUGAUCUCCAAAUGAUCCAGCAGGUUCAGCAAAUAGAAAACAACAUUACAGCAAUAAAGCUUGUGUACAAACAAGAAGUCCCACUUUAACAUUAACUGUGUGGGGUGCAUUUUGGAUAAAAUAAGUCUGUUCUUCCUUCAGUAAAGUAACUUGAGGUAAGCUAACGCAAAAUUGUACUCAAGUAAAAGUGGAGUCACUCUAAAAGUAAUAUUACUUAAGUCGACUUAAAAAUUAUGGGUCAGUAAACCUCUUAGAAGUACAUUUUAUCAAUAUGUUAAGUGGGUAAAUGAAGGUGAGGAUAUAUAAACUUAGUUGCUGUCUACUGCUGGUCUUUUAUGAUUUUGUAUUAAGUUCUGUUAUACCAUUACUCCUUCUCUCUGUGGUCUAUGGGUUUUAUUUUGUUUCUGUGUUUAUUUGUCGCGAUUAAUUUCACACAUGCCUUUAUCUUACCUGUCCUUUGUUAACCACUCAGCUGUUCAUCAUUUAUAAUUAUUCCUAUCAUGUAAUCCUAUGUACUGUAUGUUGCUUCUUUCUUUGGUUUUAGAGUUUAAAAUUGUUUGCUUGUUGCAAAUUAAAGCACUACUGAACUCUCCCCAUAAGGCAUUAAAAGUGUAUUUGCUGUACUUCAAA